Molecule: messenger RNA, 6238 nt
Organism: Phycomyces blakesleeanus NRRL 1555(-)
Lineage: Eukaryota; Fungi; Mucoromycota; Mucoromycetes; Mucorales; Phycomycetaceae
Exons: 3
Coding region: 1-6198 (2065 amino acids)
Biological process (GO): RNA export from nucleus; protein import into nucleus
Cellular component (GO): nuclear pore inner ring
Molecular function (GO): structural constituent of nuclear pore
Source: RefSeq, a predicted model, not a curated record
AUGGCAGCACAAGCAAAUUAUUUGGACGACAAGUUUGCAGGAACGUACCAAAAGCUAUUCGAUACCAUCGAGCGUGGCGUAGACCAAUGCUCGACUGAUCUAUUGCAGACUCUUCUAGAAGAGAAAACCAACAGCUUGUCUCUGGGCCUCAAAGCCUUUAACGAACCAUCAUCACAAUCUCGGUUAAAGUUAAAAGUCGGAACAAACAUCUCGAUCGAAGGGAAAACUAUCGUUCUCAACAAAGAAGAAGUGGACCUUGUGCACACAUUAAGCACUUUCCUGGACUUGAACGAACUUCAGUGUGCAUUACUGUGGAAUGCCUAUCGACAGGAGAAUGACAAUCACUCGGAUUCAGCAAAGAAAGCAUAUGGAUACCAAAUGUGUGAAGAUACAACUCUCAUCAUAAACUUUGCCGAAUACUACUUUCAGGAUCGUAUUGCUAUUCUACAGUGCGUUACUUCACUGAUCCGUAUUUCUCGAGAAUCCACACACCCUUACACGCAGAUUGCCAAAAAUGCAAUAAAAACAAUAAACGUUAAUACAGACUUUGCGGAUAAGAUUAUUAUUCAAUUGAAAAACCUCGUACGAUUCGACGUUCCUUCACAAUUCUUUUCAUAUGCCCCAUGGGCGGUCAUGAGAGCACGACAGAAUCUCAAGGAAGAGUAUGCACUACUCGAGACACUCUUUCUUAUUCACGCCUUUGAACCUUGCCCACCAAAACGAGCAUUUACGAUCAUCCAAGAAUUUGAAGCCAACUGUUUUGCCUUGCAUCAAACGUGUGGUCGCUUGCUUAGCCAACAAGACACUGAUUUAUUUCACAGGGUAUCCUACAUGUGCGAACUUGUCGCAGUUCAAGUACUUGGAUUAGAGAACUUGCCCAAAGAGAACAUUUCAAAUGAACAAGGAAAUACAUUAUUGAAAUCACCAGAGACGAUCUUAGACAUCAACAGUGUUGUGGCAUUUCUGGGAAAUUCAUCAUCACAUUCCACAUUUAUGCUAGCUUGGUCUUAUUUCCUAGCCUUCCUCAACAGCAAACUGGACAAUACAACUGACUCUUUGGAUGUUUACUCAAAUGUAAAAACGUUUUUCAAAGGAGAGCUUACCGUUACACCUGCCAAACUCUUGACAUCACGCCCAGUCGUAGACGGUGCCAAUUCGGAAGAUAUGGCGCGCAAAAAGCCGGUUAUUAAUCAGACAGCGGAUGUAUUUAGACUGUAUGCAAGCAGAUCUAUCCGAUUGAGCGUAUUCGAUCAUAUCAUAGCCAUCAUUCAGAGUACCGUGUGUUCUGAAGAGAAUCCAAACAAAUCCACAUGUCGCAACACUCUUAGAAUAUUUCUCAAUUCGAUUCUCUCUUGGACUCGCCCUUGCUUUUUACCUACAGAAAGCUAUCCCAGUCUUGUCAAAUGUACCCAGCUUUUAUUUAAAGACGAACCCGAAUUGUGCGCUAAAUUCUGGAAAGAGGAUUUUGUCCCCAACGACACGUUGUCCCUUAUUGCAACGACCAGAAAAAGAUUUCCUGCGCGCUUUUUAGAUUUUACACAACUGCUGGCCUCUCUCACCGGUUCGGCAGAUAAUGUGGAGACUUCAAAAGAUUCUGCUAAACAUGUCUUUGAAUACAUGACUACUCUCGAAACUUUGCUUGUCAAUAUUAAGCCUUCUGCUAAUGUCUCGGCCCGCAAAGAAGGACAAUCAACAAUUGUUAAAGCCGAGAAUUAUCUUGUUAUUUUAAGAGAAGGAUCAUUUGUUGCUGAACUUAUUAUUCCUGCUGGCACUGAAGGAAAAUUAUUGGAAAACUCUAAUGGAAGUUGCCUGGUCCAAUGGAAAUUCAAAUAUUCCGGUUGGGGCUUUUUAACAGCACUCUUAGGAAAACUUAUCGAAGAAGAUCACACCGUAAACCAAACAACAGACGUUACAAAUAUUGGAGAACAUGAGGGAAUUGGAAAACUGGAUAUUAUACACAGCAUUCUAGAGUUAAUUUUAAAAGUUAUGGAAAACAAUCCAUCUCUGGCUGGUCAAUUGGUUGAACACGUGGAAAAGGAUUGUCAUAAAUCACAUAAAUUUAUUACACCCGGCAGCCCUCCUACCCUAAUUACAACACUUUGCAGCACAUUCACUUACUGUAGCUCACAUGAAUCAUCGUGUCCAACCUAUAUCACGACAUCUGCACUACGCUGCUUGACCUUAUUACUACCUCUGUACCGAAACGACAUAUGGACUUUCCUUGAAUCAUCCCCCAUAUUGGCUUUCUCCAAUUCCACCAACCACAUCACUUCAAAUUUCAGAACACCUUAUACAGUGUGGAUUGCUCCUGGUACAAAGAUCGAGGAACUUGUGUCAAAUAUGGAAUGCAUAAAUGGUCGAUACCCACUGUUGCUUGCUUUCCUAGACUUUAUCUUGGCACUUGUACAUGAUAUUCAACGAAGCUGGUGGGUCGGUAACGAAGCCAGCCAAACCCCGCACAAAAUCAAAACACCGCGUCAAUAUCAAGCAGCAGCACUUUUCGAUUGUCUGUAUUAUCUUACAGAAAAGGUCUUUCCGUCGUAUGCAGCUUGGGGCUACCAGUCACUUUCGGAGCGUUAUUUGAUAGGCUCCAAGGUGCUGUCGAUCUUUAUUCAAAUAGAACGGUAUUUUAAGGAGGCCGACGCCACACCCAAAGACGAAGUAUCGCUAGGACGCAUUCGCGAAUAUCUUCUCACGCACUUCCUGUACGAAGGUGGUGAGCAUCACAUCUCUCCUCUGUUGGACAUCAUCUCAGAUGGCGCCACUACUGCCGAUCAUCUGUACCGUAUUUCAUUUCUCAAGGAGGCACGACAAGCUGAGAAACUUGCAGAGCUUGGUCUCACAUUUGUCAAAAUGCUUCUCCAAACCCAACUUAGCUUGGUUCAAAAAAACAAAGCUCAACCAGAAAGUAUGCUUGAAAAGCUCAUGUUGGCACGCAAAACAGACACAAAUAUGCCAAAUUUCUUUUUGUCGAUUAUGAAGCACAUCCACUAUCGUCAUAGCAUCGUGCUACCCAUUCUCUCUACUAACGUUGCAUCACUACUCUGCCGUACCUUGGCCACCUGGAAGACCGUCCCUCCUCUCGUGCAGCACUUUGGUACCGCUGAUCAAGCCAAGGACAUAGUUCGAUGCUAUUUGGAGAUUGCCAAGGAUCAUUUCCAAAAUGAGCGUCUGCUCGCAUCAAUAUGGCAGAUGAUUACUCUUUUGUUGGAAAGCCAACCGACGCUUGGAGUUCUCUUUUUGGAGUGUGGCGAGUACAUCAUGCCUAGUCCAAAAUCUGCUGUUAAGAUGUUGACUAGAGAAGAUAGGAUGGAUAAUAAUAAUAAUAAUAAUAUCAAUGGACGUACACCCGCUGGAAAUGAAUCGGCCGUUCGCUCUGCUGUGGACAUCUUGACUCACUGGCAGAUGCUGGCCGUGGAAAAGCCAACCGUACUCUCAAACGUGUUGAGAUUUCUGGCCACCUUUUGGGAAACUGCAGCUGACCAUAGACUAUUGCUGCAAAGAAUUCGAAUUGACAAUGCUCUGUGGCAUGCGCUUGGUCAGAUUAUAUUGAACAAGGGAGAUAUUGAAAAUCAACAGAAGACACCUCUUGAGCUCAGAAAGAUACAAUCGACUAUUGAUAGUGAACUUGAUUCGACCCACACCACAAGUGUGUCUAGCCACAACAGAGUAGUUCGUAGAUUGUGCUGUAUUCGUCUCAGCAAGGCGUUUGCUUUGAGAAUCAUGACAUUUGAUAUCCAUCUUACUGCCAGAUCCAAUUACUCCCGCUCCAAUGUAACCAGCUCAGGGGUGGCUGAUACACUUCCGGCUGGGCUAAAGAAUCUGAUUAUAAAGAUUAGCGAUGCCAGCACACUAUCGAGUAUUCAAGAUACGCUGACCAAAAGCAGUUUUGACCCUAAACUUUCUGUUCUCGUUCAGCAAGACAAUGUCGAUCUGUUAAAUUAUAUUGGCGUUGUAAAUGUGUCUCAGCUCUUGACAUCUGUGGGCGUGGUUGGAUUCGGCGACGACGAUGCUGAUGGUGAAGGGCGACAGUAUGGUGACUCUUAUCUUUAUGACCUGAGACUUGCAGAGGCACGCAUUGAAGCUCUCUAUAAAACAAAUAUACCCGCACCGACUCAGCAAGGACAUAUCAUCGAAAAUGGUAAUAAUGAACCGGUGCCGGACAAGACCAUUAAGAAGGCAUCCAAGAAAUUCCUUUUGGAUAUCUGUCGAGCCAACCACAAUUGGUCAUUGGUUGACUCGGAUCUCAUUCUUCUGCGCUCAUUCAAGUUAUUUAUUGAGACUUGUUCAUGUCACGUCAGUAAUUUGAUUUGGUCGACUAGAAACUCGACAGCACGAACCAUUUCCCUGUUCGAAUUUGUAGAGAAACUUGUGACCCAGGCUACUACAGAAAAACGCGACUCUAGUAUUGCACUUACCUCUUACAGUGUGAUGAUUAACUUUAUUCGAGCUAUGACCGAAGAUUGGAUUGAUUCGAACCGUUCGAUUCUUAUGGGCCCCAACAAGGCCGCAAAGAAGACCUAUAUCGAAAACAUGUUUUUACUUGUGAUCAAGCUUUGUAAAUUACUCCAGAAAGAGAAUUUUGCACUUAAGACCAACCUUGAUAAUUUGACAGCCACAACAUUCCAUCGACCUUUACUCGAGACUAUCUUGCUCUGUAUGCGCACCCUUCGCAGUUCUCGUGGAAUAGUCAGGGAACUUAGUUUAAGCGAUAGAACAACAAGAAGCCUGACCGGACCACUGAAUGAAUUGAUGGAAAUUUCUUGUGAGAGUUUCCUGGUGAUUGUUAAAAAGGCCAUGCAGUCUAAUGCAACUUCAACCAAAAAAGACGAUGGUUCAUCAGAGGAACUUAUCAAAGAUUUCAAUGUGGUGAUUGCGCUUUUGGAAGAAUUGGUGAAUGGACCUUACGCUUUUCAACAAGAUGUAUGGUUGGCUAUCUUUUCGCGCUAUGACACUUUCCCUACUUUAUUGCAGCUUAUUCAUGCUGGUAUUGCGGUUGUGGUUAAUGAGAUUGAAAGCCAAGUUAAACCUGGAAAUGAAGCCAAGACCAUUCUUAUUUCGCCUUAUGCCCAAAGUGGACUUUAUCUGUUAUUGACUUUGACAAAGACACCCGAGGCUACUGAGAAACUUGAACAGGCCGGAUUAUUUGCUCUACUCACCAAUAAUGCACUGACCCAAAAACUUGUGGGCAAUGGUAUUGAUGUAUUCCUCCGGUUCGGUGGACAAGAUGAAAAGCCGGCAUGUUUAGAGCACAGUCCUCUUCACAACAUAUGGUGUCUUAUGUUGGGAGUUACUAGAAAUGCUCUUCAUGCCAGUAAGGGAGCAGAUUCAGUAUUGCGGGGAGCGGCCAAGUUUAUGCAUCUCUACAAGGUACAGACUGGCCGGGCUUUCUCGAAUGCCAAUAAUAACGAGGGAUCCAUGGUUGUUCUGGGCUCCAGUGAGUCGUUGUCAUCGCCUGUGCUUGAAGAGAUGGAAAGAAUUUCGAUGGUUAUGUUCAGCUUGGCAAAGAAUGCAGAUCGAGUCAAAGACUAUGCUUUGGACCUGUUUCUGUCCUACAAGGAAUGCUCUCUUACUUUGCUGCAAAGCUAUCUUUACUUCUUAACUCACCCUGCACACAUGCAAGCCCAACUUUUUCCGAUGAAUAAGCGGGAAACCGAAUUGGGACAAACAUUUACUUCGCCUCGUGAGCAUAUAUCUGCAUCUGAGCCCAAGACGAGUUUACUGAUGUACUUGACGGUCCAAAAAAUUGCCAGGAUUUUGCGUAACAUCUUGCUUUCGUUGAAUAUCUUGACAAAAGUCAACAUUACACUAAACAGACCGAGUGGAGAGUGGCCUUUUGGGAACAUUAUUCUUACUCCUUACAUACAUGUUGUGUUUGAGGAGUCGGUGUCAUUUGGAACUGUACUUGAAUGUAUUAAUGCUGGACUUCGAAUGGUCAGGCAGUGGAAGAGCCAGGGAUGUUUGGUUAAAGGAGAUCCGGCUUUCAAUCCGGAAGUGGCAAACAAGACGAUGAUGGAUGUUGUACAAGCCUGUGCUUAUCUUUUGACAACCCAGGUCAUGUUGUUUGGAAAAAAGCCGGGGUUGAGUGCAUAUUCUCGAGAUGAAAUUGAAACGACUGUUCUUCCAUGUGUUAAUGAAGUCCUAUCUAGAGUAUAUGAUCGGUCAAGUCAGAAAAAAGACGCCGCCGUAAAGAACUAAAAUAAAUGCAUAAAUAAAUAAAUAAAUAAUACAAUACAAU